ACCUCCACCUCCCGAGUGCUGGGAUUAAAGGCGCGCCACCACGCUCCGCUGCCCUGUUUCUUCAUAGUUAUGGCAGACAGGAUGGAAUUUAGACAACAGGAAGAACUUCCCCGUGGAGCUAGGUUAUGGAGAGGUGGCUCUUUAACUUGGCCGGGGAAAGGAGGGAGCUGUCAGGCACUUGAUUCUCCAGUGGCUCUGCUAAAGCUUUGACCUUUGACUUAGUGGGGUUGGUACUAUUUGGCCCCUGGAAUAUUUACUUUUUCUUCUCUCCUGACUGGGACAAAAAGUAUUCCAUCUGGAGCUGUGGGAAGGCUGGCCUGCGGGUCCCUUGCUGCAGCAGGCAGGCUGGGGAGCCCCCCACCCCCAUCCCCGGCAGACUGGUAGGCCCAGCUGCGCUUGGCGGGUCUGCAGCAGGUCACGGCACACGUGUGAGAAGGUGUGUGGCACACUUGGGCCAUGACACCCACAGAGCAGCUGCGCUGGCGGGUGGGGAGACAGCAGCAGCAAAGAUGAUUAAAGGAUUGCGGGGUGGGGGUGAGGGACUGGAGGCAGGAAGGUAGGCGAAGGGCACACACCACUCAGAGGGCCUUGGCUGGAGCAGGGGUUGAGGUUGGGGCACAGAUGGGCAGGCAGAGCCUGCCUGUGGAAAGCAUGCCUUGUGAGUCAGGGAGCGCUGGCUGACUUCCAUCCUCCCUUCCUGCUCUGCGCCCUGGCCGCCCCGGCUGGCGCCCCCACCCUGGCCUGCGUCCUUGGGUGCCAGUGCCUGGGACCACCAUGCCCCAAGCGCCGCUUUCCUUGACUGCCCCCCAGCUCGCCCUCAGGUCCCUUGUGGGAGGUUGUGCACAGGAGUCCUGCAGACCAUGAACUGAGUGCUGGCCCCAGACGUUCAUGAGCACAGUGUGAGACACCUAGACCACCACCCAGCAGCCCCUCCCCCGGCACUGAGGACCCCCAGAGAAGAUGGGGAGGAAAAAGAUUCAGAUUCAACGAAUCACCGAUGAGCGGAACCGCCAGGUGACGUUCACCAAGCGGAAGUUCGGGCUGAUGAAGAAGGCGUACGAGCUGAGCGUGCUGUGCGACUGCGAGAUCGCGCUCAUCAUCUUCAACCACUCCAACAAGCUCUUCCAGUACGCCAGCACCGACAUGGACAAGGUGCUGCUCAAGUACACGGAGUACAACGAGCCGCACGAGAGCCGCACCAACGCCGACAUCAUCGAGACCCUGAGGAAGAAAGGCUUCAACGGCUGCGACAGCCCGGAGCCAGACGGGGAGGACUCUCUGGAACAGAGCCCCCUGCUGGAGGACAAGUACCGGCGCGCCAGCGAGGAGCUGGACGGGCUCUUCCGGCGCUACGGGUCAUCUGUCCCGGCCCCCAACUUUGCCAUGCCUGUCACAGUACCCGUGUCCAAUCAGAGCUCAAUGCAGUUCAGCAAUCCCAGUGGCUCCCUGGUCACCCCUUCCCUGGUGACAUCCUCCCUCACGGACCCACGGCUCCUGUCCCCCCAGCAGCCAGCACUGCAGAGAAACAGUGUCUCUCCAGGCCUGCCCCAGCGGCCGGCGAGUGCUGGAGCCAUGCUGGGCGGAGACCUCACCAGCACUAACGGAGCCUGCCCCAGCCCUGUUGGGAAUGGCUACGUCAGUGCCCGUGCUUCCCCUGGCCUUCUCCCUGUGUCCAAUGGCAACAGUCUAAACAAGGUCAUCCCUGCCAAGUCUCCACCCCCACCCACUCACAGUGCCCAGCUUGGAGCACCCAGCCGAAAGCCUGACCUGCGGGUCAUCACUUCCCAGGGAGGCAAAGGGUUAAUGCAUCACUUGACUGAGGACCAUUUAGAUCUGAACAAUGCCCAGCGCCUCGGGGUCUCCCAGUCUACCCACUCGCUCACCACCCCAGUGGUUUCCGUGGCAACACCGAGUUUACUGAGCCAGGGCCUCCCCUUUUCCUCCAUGCCCACUGCCUACAAUACAGAUUACCAGCUGCCCAGUGCAGAGCUCUCUUCCCUACCAGCCUUCAGCUCACCCGGAGGGCUGUCACUAGGCAAUGUCACCGCCUGGCAACAGCCCCAGCAGCCGCAACAGCCACAGCCUCCACAGUCGCAGCCGCAGCCGCAGCCGCCUCCGCAGCAGUCCCACCUAGUCCCUGUCUCUCUCAGCAACCUCAUCCCGGGCAGCCCCUUACCUCACGUGGGUGCCGCCCUCACGGUCACUACCCACCCCCACAUCAGCAUCAAGUCAGAACCGGUGUCCCCGAGUCGUGAGCGCAGCCCUGCUCCUCCUCCUCCAGCCGUGUUCCCCGCUUCCCACCCCGAGCCUGGUGAUGGCCUCAGCAGCCCAGCGGGGGGAUCCUACGAGACAGGGGACCGCGAUGACACACGGGGGGACUUCGGGCCCACGCUGGGCCUACUACGCCCAGCCCAAGAGCCCGAAGCCGAGGGCUCGGCUGUGAAGAGGAUGCGGCUGGAUACCUGGACAUUAAAGUGAUGGUUCCCACUCCCUCCUCUCGGCCUCCCCGAUGAAGAGUUGACAAUCUCACUGUCCACCCUCCCUGCCCUGGGCUCCUCCCGCUCCAUCCCACUUCCUUUCUACUGCUCUGUGUCCUGUUGAAGGUUACAUUUGUGUAUAAUUAUUAUAUUAUUAUUAUUAUUAUAUUUUUUUUAAUUUGGAUUCUCGCUUUGGAGAGAGGGCUACUCUUGCCCCUUUCUCACCCCUACCAUUUUCACUGGCGGGGUGCUCUCUUUUUUGUGGGAGGGGGAACACUUUGCACGUUGUACACAUAUGCUGCAGGAAGGGGUGGGGCUCGGUAGGCCUUGGGGAAGGACAGGUGCCGAGCCCUGCAUGGAGAGCCCUCCCACCCCAUCCCUAGACAGGUAGAAAGAACCAAAAACUACCCAACAACAAAAACUCGACAAUAGACUGAGGCCCAAAGCUUGCUUGGUGGCGGUCCGCGUCUCAGAGGUGGUGGGAGCCGGGCGUCUGCUUCUGGGCUGUCCGUCCGCGCAGCCACAGGCACCAAGGGCCCAGCGUGCAGCAGGCUUGGCCCCUCGUCCUGCACACGCCACGCCACACUCACUGACACUUGUAUGUGCUGCACCUCCACGAUGGUGUGGGUGCUGGGAAGGUGCCUGGAAGUCUGAGGCUAGGGUUGGAGGCUUCUCUGGAAGCACAUUGGAGAAAAGAUAGCCAUGAGGAGAGGGAUGAGGAGGACAGGAGGGCUGGGUGGGGUGGAUUGGGACCCCUAACUCCAGCUUUUCCUCCUAAGAUAUACAGUGCAAUAGACCCCUGUCCCUCGGCCCACCCCAGCCCUGAAAAGCCGGCCGCGUGCUGGGAGUUGGGAGAGGGCCUUUGGAGAGGUGACUGCAGGGUUUGCCUUUGCUUCCCUGGGUGCCCACAGGCUGAGGCCUGCCACGGGCAGGCUGCGCAGACUUCCUGUGUCUGUGCGCGCCUUUACUCAGAGUGCACACUGCGCACACAGACGGUGUGUAGGGCCAGAGGUCCUCUGGGCGAGGCCCUUCCCCCAGCCUUCCCGCCCUCCAGCUCCUGGCCACCUCCCUGCUCUUGGCACCCAUCCUCCUUGUCUCGCUACCUCCUGUCCCUCAACACCCAGGCCCCACCCCAUCUUGCCUCUUGCUACUGUAAUUGUAAAUAGCAACCUUUGGAAACAUUAGUGGUGUAACAGUCCAGGAAACUGUUUUGUUGUUGUUGUUGUAUUGAUAUGAAAUGAGAUUCUAUUUUUGUCAGAGUAUAUUGUAAUAAUAAUGACUCAAACGGCCGCGCUGUACGGAUGAGGUUCUUCUGCCGUGUUCUUGCUCCCCGUCCGCCCCGAGUCGCGCUCGCUGCUGCCUCAGUACGACUGCGAGCAAGGGCGCAGGGCCAGCGAAAGCAUGGGGUCCUGGGGCCUGGGCUGGACUGGAGAUCAGACUGGAGGGGGCAGGCCCCCAAGCUGCUCUCCGCCACCCCCACCCCCAAUCUCCCUUGGACCUUCCUCCCUGCAGGAGAGUAGUUAGACAUGGCUCAGGUCGGUGGUGACCUUGGCCUGCCUGUGACCCAGCUUCGUGCAGUGUAUCCCAUACUUGGCGCAGGGAGGGCCAGAGCUGCAGGGUGGCGCGUGUCUGGUGCCUCCUGGGUCUGUGUGGCCGUACCUGCGUGUGCCUCAGCGCCCGGGGGUGUGCUGCCUGCGGCUCAAGUUCUGAGGGCCCCCGCAAAUGUGUGGCUGGGUGCGUGUUUACAAAGGAACAGGUGGCUGUUCCAUCCCCACAGCCUUGGCUUCCAACUCUGUUACCCUCACUCCUUCCCUGGGCUGCCCUCAGCCCUGACACAUUUGUACUACAGUUAGGGGACUUGGCAGCCAGCCUUCUCGCUUCUUCCCGCAGCCUACCUCUGCCAGGGCUUCCCUCCAGGAGCUCUGUCUCCACGUGGUCAUCGCUAAUCCCUACCCCGACACAGUUCUGUUCCAGGAGCCCCCACCCUGCCAUCCUGCUUGUGGAGCCAACUCAAGUUCCUCUUCGCCCAUGGGCCUUGGCCUUCACAAGGCAGUGACCGCUCCUUACCUAGAGCCUCCCUCCAGCAGCUGACCAGGCCGGGGUGCCACGUGCCCAGCCCUCCCAAAGGCUCCAAGAGGGCGUUUUGAGCACUUCUAGGGUUUGCCCCAGGCCCCAGAGGAAGCCAGGCUGUAGUGCUGUGCACAGCGCCCCUGAGCCUGGCCCGUGGCUGGUACACAGCAGACACUCAGUACGUGCUGCGUGGGUGAACAGCAGGUGCUCAAUAACCACGAAUGACGGCCUUGUGGCCAUUCCCACCGUCAGUCCACCCACCUCUCUAAGCUGAGCUUCCCCGCCGUCCACAUGGGCUGGGGGCGAGCCCCCGCAGUUCACGGUGCAAUACUCACCAGUUUGCCCUCUGCCUCAUGAAGGCAAACCUGGCUUUUGAUACCAUAUAUGGGUUGUGUGUGCGCGCAUCCUUUCUUCUCUGUCCCCAGCAGCAUGUGGCAGUCUGAAUUUUUUGCAAACUCAGUAUCCCGGCUUUCUCUUGGUUAUGUAGGACCUUCUGGCAGGCAGGUGAACAGGUCCCUGGGAACUCAGACCUCAAGUGGGGACUUAAUUCCUUCCUCUCACAAGCCAAAUUUGCCUCCACCUACUCCCUCUGAGAAACUGGGCAUCUGCCAAAGUAGCCACUGGCGUCGUCAAUCCUCACCCACGUGUCCCUGGGCUUUCAGGGACAGUAGCCAGAGGGCCAACCCCCUCACUCCUCAGUGGGGCACAUUUCACUCAGUGCAAUGAGAGCGACCCUUGCCUGUUCCCAGCCCUCCCCACCUCAGACAGGAAGGAAGAAAGAAAUGCACCUUCUCUUGCUGAUUAUUUAUUUGUUUGGAGACUGAAAUGAUGUAAAAGUGUACCUAGAAAUAUCUAUAUCUCUCUAUAUAUUUUUAACUGACGCUUUAGAACCCCCUGGGUGGGGGACUGAGGCUCCCAUGGAGGCGGGGAGGUACGGAGCCUGAGAACUUCGCUCCCUCUUCAGCCUCCUGCCCUCUCAGCAGCUAACAGGAGGGACUGACUGGGACUCGGGCGGGAGGCUGGGAGGACCCGUGGGGAACCUGGAUUCUCUGCUCUACCCUAUUCAAGUCCCACAGGGAAAGAGAGGUGGGGCCAGCCAUGGAUAUGCCCCCCCCAAAACCUGACAAUCACCCACACUCCUGGGUUCUGGGGCAGGGUGAGUCCAAGUGUGUGGCUGUUCAUUUGUUUUCAAUAUUACUUUCGUGCUGUAUGGUGAUGCUUUCUUAGUAUUCUGCACAAUAAGAAAAAGUCCUCAAUUCUUACGAGUUUGGUUUGAAAACUUUCACUAUAUUUGUUGUAAAGAGGUUUACUAUUAAAAGAAAAGCCCCCACAUUUCUGAUA
This is a messenger RNA of Jaculus jaculus (lesser Egyptian jerboa), 5888 nucleotides long. RefSeq names its product myocyte enhancer factor 2D (gene Mef2d). The transcript has 13 exons. The record is from RefSeq and is a predicted model, not a curated record. Gene Ontology annotation, molecular function: DNA-binding transcription factor activity, RNA polymerase II-specific; RNA polymerase II cis-regulatory region sequence-specific DNA binding; protein dimerization activity. Gene Ontology annotation, biological process: positive regulation of transcription by RNA polymerase II; cell differentiation. The coding region runs from base 961 to 2478 and encodes 505 amino acids. NCBI's taxonomy places the organism in Eukaryota, Metazoa, Chordata, Mammalia, Rodentia, Dipodidae.